AGAGCUGUGCCCGGGGCCGCAGCGGAGCAGCUCCAUGGGUCCAGCGCUGCCUCUGGGGCUCCUCUUGGGGCUGCAGGGGAUCCUGGGGGACCCGGGCGGCCCGACAAGAGUUCUCCAUUCCCUGCGUUACCUGUCUGUGGCGGUGUCAGAGCCCAGCCCGGGGGUCCCCCAGUUCAUGGAAUUGGGGUUGGUGGACGGGAUCCCCUUCACGCGCUACGACAGCGAGCGGGGCCGGAAAGUGCCGCUGACGCGGUGGAUGGAGGAGGGAGCUGAGCCGGGAUAUUGGGAGAGCCAGACCCAGAUCUGUCAGGUGAACCAGCAUGUGCGUGUGGAGGACCUGAAGACGCUGCGGCACCGGUACAACCAGAGCGGGGGUCUCCACACCAUACAGUUGCUUUCCGGCUGUGACCUCCUGUCUGACGGGAGUGUCCGUGGAUCCGAGCGGUUCGGCUACGAUGGGCGGGAUUUCAUCUCCUUCGAGCUGGGAUCCAAGAGCUUCGUGGCGGCUGACGACGCUGCUGAGAUCACACGGAGGCGCUGGGAAGAUGAGAACGUGGCUGAGGGGCGGGAGAAUAGCCUGAAACAUGUCUGCCCAGAAUGGCUCCGGAAAUACAUUGGAUACGGGAUGAAAGAGCUGGAGCGCAAAGUGGUCCCUGACGUCCAUGUGUCCGGGAAAGAGGAACACGGGACACUGAUCCUAUCCUGCCACGUGUACGGAUUCUAUCCCAACACCAUCGCAGUCAACUGGAUGAAGGGGGGUGAAAUCCGGGAUCAGGAGACAGAGUGGGGCAGGAUCGUUCCCAACAGCGACGGCACCUUCCACACCUGGGCCAGGAUCGAGGCGCUGCCGGAGGAGUGGGAGCAGUACCGGUGCCGGGUGGAGCAUCCCGGAAUGCUGGAACCCGGGAUCUUCGCUUGGGAGCCAACAUCUGGCAUGAAUCUCGCUGUGGUGAUCGCUGUGUCCGUCAUUGCUGCCAUCCUCGUCCUUGUCCUCAUUGGAUUCGGUGUCUGGAGGCUCCAAUCCGGGAAGAGGGACGGGAAUGGAUACAACCCGCCAGCCGGAAGGGACAUGGAAAUGAAUGGCUGAACCACAUUUAUGGAGCAGGAAUCGCCGCCUCAGCGAUCCAUGGAGCUGGAUCGGGCCCUUUCCCUGUUCCUGGGAAAGCCGAGAGCUGCCAGCAGAGCUCAUCCCACUGCUGCCACCCACCCCACAGCUCUUGCUAACGGAUCGAUUUCCUGUUUUCCAAUGUUUUAGAGCCAAAACCCACAAAUAUUCCCGAUGCUUUACUUCUGGUGUGAAAUUAUCCUGCUUGGGGCAAGAAAUCCUGCUUGGAGCAAGAAAUCCGGGUUCCUCCUCCAGUGUCCAGCAGUUCCUCUCUGGGAGCCUGGAGUGGGAGUGGGGACACUGGGGACAGGGAUGGGGACACUGGCAGUAGGGAUGGGAACAGCAGGAAUGGGAAUGGGGACCCCAGGAACUGGGGUGGGGACCCCAGGAGCAGGGUGAGGACACCAGGACCAGGGUGAGGACACCAGGACUGGGACAGGGACACCAGGAACAGGUUUGAGACACCAGGAGCAGGAUGGGGACACCAGGAGUGGGAUGGGGACACCAGGACUGAGAUGGGGAUACCAGGAGCAGGAUGGGGACACCAGGACUGGGUUGGGGACAUCAGGAGCAGGGUGGGGACUUGCCAGCCACACCCAGCUCCAUUCCCCAGGAUUCAUUUCCCAUUCCGUGUCCCAUAUCCAAGGUAUCCCCAGGAGGGUUUGGCCACACUGGGCUCCUGGAGGGGCAGUGGGAUGGGGGGAGGGGUCAGACCAGGCCUCGCUGUCCCCAGGUGUCCUUGAGUGUCCCAAAAUCGGUGCUUGGGAUCACAGAGAGGUUCCCUGGCCAUGACCAUGGCCAUGACACAAGCACAAGAUGGCCAUGAGAUGAGAGUGACCAUGAGUGACACAACCCUGAGAUGACCACGACCAUGGGAUAACCAUGACUGUGACCACAACUGUGACCAUGACUGUGACCAUGGCUGUGACUAUGACCAGGAGAUGACCAUGACCAUGACACAACCACAACCCUGACCAUGAGAUGAUUUGGACCAAGAGAUGACCAUGGCUUGGCCAUGAGACAGCCGUGGCCUUGAGGUGACGCUGAUGUGAUUGUGGCCAUGAGAUGACCAUGAGGUGACAAUGGCAUGAUCAUGAGAUGACCAUUACAGUGGGAU
Poecile atricapillus (Black-capped chickadee) is the source of this 2222-nucleotide messenger RNA. RefSeq names its product class I histocompatibility antigen, F10 alpha chain-like. The coding region runs from base 35 to 1087 and encodes 350 amino acids. Gene Ontology annotation, biological process: immune response. Gene Ontology annotation, cellular component: external side of plasma membrane. The record is from RefSeq and is a predicted model, not a curated record. NCBI's taxonomy places the organism in Eukaryota, Metazoa, Chordata, Aves, Passeriformes, Paridae. The transcript is spliced from 8 exons.